Messenger RNA from Notothenia coriiceps (black rockcod), 1551 nucleotides. RefSeq names its product malate dehydrogenase 2, NAD (mitochondrial) (gene mdh2). Gene Ontology annotation, cellular component: cytoplasm; mitochondrion. The record is from RefSeq and is a predicted model, not a curated record. Gene Ontology annotation, biological process: malate metabolic process; tricarboxylic acid cycle. The coding region runs from base 104 to 1117 and encodes 337 amino acids. Lineage: Eukaryota; Metazoa; Chordata; Actinopteri; Perciformes; Nototheniidae. Gene Ontology annotation, molecular function: L-malate dehydrogenase (NAD+) activity. The transcript has a single exon.
CUUCCUGUUCACUCGUGGCUAGAGGACGUUGGUGUCACACAGAAGAAGGGCUCGCCAAGUAUUUUUAUUUUCCACCAAAGUAAGCAGAGAACUAACAAACAAUAUGUUUGCCCGUGCUGUGAGACCUACCGUGAGCCUGGCUCGGAGCCUUUCUACCUCUACGCAGAACAACGCCAAGGUUGCAGUGCUGGGGGCGUCCGGAGGCAUAGGCCAGCCACUCUCUCUGCUGCUGAAGAACAGCCCCUUGGUGAGCCACCUCUCUCUGUUUGAUAUUGCCCAUACCCCCGGCGUGGCCGCAGAUCUCAGCCACAUCGAGACAAGGGCCAAUGUGACCGGCCACAUGGGCCCCGAUCAGCUGGAUGCUGCUCUUCAAGGCUGCGACGUCGUGGUCAUCCCCGCCGGUGUGCCCAGAAAACCCGGCAUGACCCGUGAUGAUCUCUUCAACACCAACGCCACCAUUGUAGCCACCUUGGCCGAUGCCUGUGCCCGCAACUGCCCCGAGGCUAUGAUCUGCAUUAUUGCUAACCCUGUCAAUUCCACCAUCCCCAUUGCAUCAGAGGUCAUGAAGAAAUAUGGAGUUUACAACCCCAACAGAAUGUUUGGUGUCACAACCUUGGACAUUGUCAGAGCCAACGCCUUCGUGGCAGAGCUCAAAGGUCUUGACCCAGCUCGUGUCAACGUACCAGUCAUUGGAGGUCAUGCUGGGAAGACGAUCAUUCCCCUCAUCUCCCAGUGCACACCAAAGGUCGAGUUCCCUGCUGACCAGCUCGCUGCUCUGACAGCCAGGAUCCAGGAGGCCGGCACUGAGGUGGUGAAGGCCAAGGCUGGAGCCGGUUCUGCUACCCUGUCCAUGGCUUAUGCUGGAGCCCGCUUCACCUUCUCCGUCCUGGACGCCAUGAAUGGAAAGGAGGGUGUGGUGGAAUGUGGGUAUGUCAGGUCUGAGGAGACAGAGUGCAAGUACUUCUCCACACCUCUUCUUCUGGGGAAGAGCGGCAUCGAGAAGAACCUUGGACUGGGCAAGCUGACCGCCUUCGAGGAGCAGCUGGUCGUUGAAGCCAUGACUGAGCUGAAGGCUUCUAUCAAGAAGGGCGAGGAUUUCGUGGCUAACAUGAAGUGAACAGGGAGCAUUAUAUUGUAAAAAAAAAAAAAAAAAGCAGCAGUUGUGAUUGAUCAUUUGUUCCAUCCUACCUAAAGCCAUCUGGGUAAAACUGAAAAUCACAGUGUUUCCCCUUUUUGUUUUCGUUUUGACAGUAGAAUUUUCUUGAUUCAGCAAUCCUGGUGUUAACCAGUGUACCAAUGUAUUAUUUUCUCUUACCUUCUUAAACAUGGCUUUCUUGCACUAUGAUUAUUGUCCGUGAAUUAACUAUAUUUAGCAAAUGUGAAAUUUUAACGAAAAUUCAUGUAUUUCCAUGUACAGCCUGUAUUAAUGGGGAUUUCUCUGCAUAAGGAAUGAGGAGGAAAUACUGUCAUCAUGCCUGUUGAUGCUACUGGAUGUUACUGAUGAACAAAAUACUCACUCCAUAAAUAAAGUUUAAGCUUAGCUUUAAAAAA